Messenger RNA from Urocitellus parryii (Arctic ground squirrel), 1689 nucleotides. The record is from RefSeq and is a predicted model, not a curated record. NCBI's taxonomy places the organism in Eukaryota, Metazoa, Chordata, Mammalia, Rodentia, Sciuridae.
GACCCUGGCGACCCCCGAGGGAGGCCCCUGUGGGCGCUGACCCCAGGGACGAGACGGAGCUGGCCGCGCAGCGAGCCUUAUCAGGGCCUUUGCCUCCGCAGCGACCUGGUGGCCGCGGUCCCCUGGAGACCUGCGUCCCGGGCGCGUCCCCUGUGGACAUCGAGCGCGAGACGACAGCUGCGUCCCCAAGUCGCCGCCGCGGAGCCAGGUCCAGUCAUGGCGGCUCUGUGGGCGUCAGCGUGGCUCUUGAUGCUCCUCCGUCCGGCGCUGGGUGAAGGGCAGCAGCCCCUGGCCGGGGACAAGGCCUCUCCUGUCGUCAACCUGAAGCUCGAUGCGCGGAAGAAACUGCUGACGUGGCGUUACAGCCGAGAGGUGACCCAGCACUCCUGCAGGAUCGUCACCCCCCUGGCCCCGGCCACCAGCACCACCCCUCGGGUGACCGCUGACCUCGCCUACAGGUGCGCCUUCCCCAACGCCCUGCUGCACCGCGGGGCCACCCUGACCCUGCGGGGCUCUUACGAGGGCGGUGACUUUGAGGAGGAGCUGGUCUUCCCCAGCGCAGGCAAGGAGGGCUCCCGGGCGACCGGCUUCUCCUGCCUCAUCUACGACGUGCGCUUCAUGAACUGCAGCUGGACGCGCGGCCCCGCGGCCCCCCGGGACGUCCAGUACCACCUCUACUCCUGGUUCUCCAGGGACGAGGAUGAGACCGAAUGCACCCAGUACAUGGUGGACUCRGCCGGGGUGCACGUGGGCUGCCAUUUCCAGGAACUGGGCGAAGCCAAGACCACAGACAACUACUUUUUCCUGCUCAACGGGACCAGCCACGAGGCGGCCAUCCAGUUCUUGGACUUUGCCCCUCUCGUGGCCUUUAAAAUCGAGAAGUACAACCCGCCGGCGAACGUCACCGUCCACUACAACGCGUCCAGCCACAGCCACGUCAUCCGGUGGCUCAACCCCCACCGGAGGUACGACCUAGCGAGCAGCACCUUCCGGUACGAGCUGGACAUCCAGAGGACGAGCGGCUCCCCGAAGAGAGACCCUGUCUUUCUAGAUGGGAAAGACGAAAACGAGUACUGGCCACCCAGCUCCGACUCGCGCACGGAGAACACCGUGCGCCUGAGGGUCAAGUACCAGCGCAACGAGAUCUGGAGCGAAUGGAGCCGGACGCUGCGCUUCGGCACCCCAGAAGAGGGAUACGGCAGCAUCCCUGUGACCCUGGUGGUGCUGGUGGUGGGGGCAGCCACGCUGUCCACGGUGGUCCUCAUGUUCCUUUGCAAAAGGUACUCGCUGUGGCGAAGGCUGUUCCCGCCCAUCCCGCGGGUGAAAGGGGAAGUGACCAGCGACUUGGCGUCAAAUCAGGUCACCUGGGCUGAGUCCCAGCCUCCACCAGACUCCCAGGAUCCCGAGGAAGUCCUUGCCGUGGAGGAAACACCGUAAUUGGUCCGUGGACGAGCAGAGAGACGAGUUCCGCGCCCCAUCCCUCUCCCAAAGAUGUCCCUUGUGUCCCGGGAUGGGCUCUGACCCUCCUGGAGAGAUGCUGAAGUGCACCGGGUCCUCCUCAGCCUCUGCCUCCCCUUCCCCCAGGAAAAGAUAAGCCAGGCGCGGCCGCUCACGCCUGUACUCCCGGAUGCUUGGGAGGCUGAGGCAGGAGGACGGCAAGGUGGAGGCCAGCCUCAGCAACUCAGCGGG